Messenger RNA from Zingiber officinale, 650 nucleotides. RefSeq lists its product as uncharacterized. The record is from RefSeq and is a predicted model, not a curated record. The transcript is spliced from 2 exons. Bases 279 to 650 code for a protein of 123 amino acids. NCBI's taxonomy places the organism in Eukaryota, Viridiplantae, Streptophyta, Magnoliopsida, Zingiberales, Zingiberaceae.
GGCGAAGCUGUCGUUUCAGUGACUGAGAAAGGGAGCUUCACUUAGACACUAGAACGAGGACUGUCAGUCCAUCGCUCGCCGCCAGCAGGAAUCAGCACAGCGUGCAUAACAACUAUCAGCUGACAUCAUCCCGCUGAGGCCAUCCAUUUCUUGCUGGCCUUCUACCAAUUUAAAGCUUCGCAUGCCUUUACUAUCCACAAACCACUGGCAAUGGAAAAUUUUAGAGUCGAACGGCACAAGCAACGGCAGGCAUAUGCAGAGAGCUAGAGAGGCUUGAGAUGGAGGGUCCGGAGGGAUCAAGCAGAGAAGCACCCAGAUGGUACCUUCGCAGGGGAGAUGACACCGCUGCCUUCCUGCAGGUGUUUGUCUUCAGCUCAGGAAGACUGCGGUCUCAUCUGCUGCGCAGGUUUGAUUACAUUCAAAAGCAACAUUCAGAAAUUCUAAAAUGGAAUCAUAAUCCAUGGCCAACCGCUGCAGCACAACAAACACGGCUGCUACAAAUCCAGACUUCAAAUUGGCGGCAAAUCAGGCUGAGAACGACCCAACAAAGGCCCCUCAACUGCCUCUAUAUAAGGCUAUACGCUCACGCAACUGUUUGCUUCUUGUUCCUCGCUGCUGCUGGUAGUUACAUCUACCGUUGGCGGCCCUGA